This is a messenger RNA of Pygocentrus nattereri (red-bellied piranha), 1682 nucleotides long. RefSeq names its product transmembrane protein 271-like. The transcript has a single exon. Lineage: Eukaryota; Metazoa; Chordata; Actinopteri; Characiformes; Serrasalmidae. The record is from RefSeq and is a predicted model, not a curated record. The coding region runs from base 344 to 1234 and encodes 296 amino acids.
GCAGCAGAGCUCGGAGACGCGCCUUACCGCGUAGGGGAGUGGAUGGCGGCAGAGGGUCAUGAAGGUAAUCACUGCCUUUGAGCGGGGUUCCGGGGGCUCUCACCACGCACGGCGCGCGCCCUGCACAUCAAUAAUUCAUCGCGAGCAGCAGCGGCGGCGGCGGAGCGGGAGGAGGAGGGCGCAGCGCGCAGCGGCUCCCGAGCUCGUGGCUUUGAAGAGCGCUCGCCGGCUCGCCGCCAUGCCCCGCUCGGCCGGCGCUUCGAGACGGGCUCACGAGGAGGACGAGGGAGGAUGAAGGAGGGAGCGGCACGGGGCGAGGCAGAGGCAGAGGCAGCGGGCUAUAAUGAAGUGGAGCGGCCGCGGAGUGUGCGCCGUCGCGGUCUCCGGCACCCUGCUCUUCACGUGCGCCGCCAGCGCCGCGGUCGUGGGCUUCAAGUGCGUGGCGCUGGGCGCGCGCGUGCGAGCGCGCUUCCACCUGGGCAGGGCGGCCGGCGCCUUCUACUCGGGCAUCCUGCUGGCGCUGGGCCAGGCGCUGCUGUGCGCAGCGCUGGUUUGCUGUCGCCGGCGCGGCGUCUCGUGCGGGAACUUCUUCCUCGUGGGCCUGCUGGUGUUCGUGCUCGGUGUACUCACGGCCUUCUCGGGCGCUGUGGUGGACGGCGACGCCGUGGCGCUGGUGGAGCGCAAGUACGCGCGCUACUGCUCGGACGCGAGCGCGUCCAGAGGCGCGAGUGCGGCGGAGGCGGAGGUGCGCGAGGCCUGCGACGCGCUCCGGGACUACCAGCGCGCACUGCUCGCCUCCGCCGUCCUCAACGCGCUCGAGUGCCUGCUCGGUCUGCUCAACCUGCUGCUCGUUAAGCGCUGCCAGAACGCGCGCUUCUACCGGCGGCAGCGGCGGCGGGAGCGCGCACGCGGCCCUCUCACCGGCGGUGGCGGCGGCGCUGUAGGGACCCUCGUGGUGCUAAGCGGGGACGAGCGGGACCUGGCCGCGGCGCCCUCGCCGGCCUUCCGCGCCUACGUCAACACAGCGCUGUGCCGCGGGGGACCGGAUGAGGGCGGGGCGGAGGUGCAGCGCAGCGGACACCCGUCCAGCGAACUUCCGGGCUACUCGCCCAGUGACCCGGAGCUCAACCAUUCUUACCCGUUCUCCUACCCGCUGCCCAACGAGUCCCCCCCGGCCUACGAGGACAUAUUCCCCGGGGAGGCCAGAGAGCAGAGAGCGAGGGCGGAGAGCUAGGGCCGUAGGGCACGUGCGCGUGCAUUGACAAUCUAAAAACCCUGGAGCUCCUAACACGUCCACUGGGAACGAACCAGCAAUCAGCUCUCUCUCUCUCUCUCUCUCUCUCUCUCUCUGAUGGCAAAACGCUGAUUGCGUUCAUGUAUUGCACUUUUUCUUGCCUGGGAUGUUGGCAAAACAUGUGAUAUACACAAUGAACUGGCUUUUUCCAAACCAGACUGACGUGGUAAGAGAGAUAUAUAGAUGAUAUCUAAGCAGCAAAUCAUUAUAUAAAGAGGCUAUUUCAGUAUCUGCCUUCGUUUUGGAUCACUGACUGAUGACUGAUUGAUUGGUUGGUAGAUUGGUUGAUUGUACUCGCCCAUCUUCUGCCCAUGUAGUUUGUUGAUGUCAUUCCCUUGUUUUCCUACAUUUUGCCUUCGUUUAGAUCAUAAAUAAAAAGAAAAGUGGA